UUUGCGACUGUACCCGGCCGCAGUCACCAGGGCAACAGGAGAGAAGAUGGCGGAGACGGCCAGUGUGGCAUUGUUGCGGGAGGAUGGCAACAAAUAUUUUAAAUCAGGAGACUACGAGAGAGCCUUGUCUUGCUAUACACAGGCAAUUGACCUAUCCAAGGACCUGUUAGAGGGCAUGAUCCUUUACCGCAACAGAGCGGCAUGCUACCUUAAAAUGGGGGAGUACUCAAAGGCUGAAGCAGAUGCUUCAAAAGUAAUCGAGUCAGAUGGGAAGGAUGUGAAAGCCCUGUUCCGUAGGAGCCAAGCCCUGCAGGAACUAGGAAGGCUGGAUCAGGCAUUUGCUGAUAUCCAGAGAUGUGCUGUUCUGGAACCAAAGAACAAAGUAUUUCAGGAAUCAUUGCGGCAAAUUGCAACAAAGGUCCAGGAGAAGGUCCGACAACAGUCUUCUACAGAUGCCCGAGUGGAGCAGAUGUUUAACAUCCUUUUGGAUCCCAGUGAGAAAGACUCCGACAAGAAACAAAAGGCUAUUCAGAAUCUGAUUGUUCUUGCUCGGGAAGAUGCAGGGGCUGAAAGGAUUUUUCGCAGUGAUGGAGUGCACCUUCUCCAGAAGAUGUUGGACACUGGGAGUGCAGACAUCAUGCUGGCUUCACUCCGGACUCUAGUGGGGUUGUGUUCAGGCCAUCAGUCCCGGGUGACAGCGAUUUUGCACACAAUAGGAAUGGACAGGUUCUGUCGCAUGAUGGGCAGUGACCAGGAGCAGGUUUCCCUGGCAGCUUGCAAUGUCCUGCAAAACAUGUUUGAUUCAUUGAAAGGGGGAAUAAAAAGUGACAUUCGAGGAAAAGAGGAGGCAGUGGUUCUCGAACCCUUAAAGGAGUUGAAGAUGAUGAUUCAUCAGUUGUUGGAAAUGUUGGUUCAACCACAGGUGUCUACCCAUGGCCGAGACAAUUCCAUAAACCUCCUGAUUAAGCACGUUCCACGGAAAUCCUUACGCGAUCCCAACAACGCCAUGACCAUUUGGGUAAUUGACCAGGGAAUGAAGAAGAUUUUAGAAGUGGCUGGCACGGUUUCAGAAAUUCCCAACAGCCUCUCGAUAACGGACAGCGGUCGGAUGAGUGUGUCCGUAUUGCUGACCAAACUUUACGAUGACCUCAAAUGUGACGCCGAGCGAGAGGCCUUUAACAAACUCUGUGAGGACUAUGUCAGGGACCACUUUGAGUCUUCAGGGAUGGAUGGAAAGCUGCAGGCCAUCCAGACUGUGUCCACCCUACUACAGGGCCCCUCGGACGUUGGCAACCGAGUGCUGGAGAUGAGUGGGAUCUUGGAGUGCAUGAUAGCAUUGUGCAGCUCUGAGCGGGAGAUUGACCAGCUGGUGGCUGUGGAAGCUCUUAUUCAUGCUGCAGGCAAAUCGAAGCGGGCUUCAUUCAUUACUGCAAACGGGGUGACGCUUCUGAAGGACAUCUACAAGAAGAAUGAAAGUGAUCAAAUCAAAAUUAGAGCUCUGGUGGGUCUGUGCAAGGUAGGAUCUGCUGGUGGAACAGACUACAGCAUGAAGCAGUUUGCUGAAGGUUCGACUUGCAAACUAGCAAAGCAAUGUCGCAGGUGGUUAUGUAACAACUCAAAUCAGCGCAGCACUCGUCGUUGGGCAGUGGAGGGACUGGCCUAUCUGACCUUCGAUGCUGAUGUUAAGGAGGAGUUUGUGGAUGACCAAUCUGCAAUGCAAGCUAUGUUUGAACUGGCAAAGACAGAAGAUAAAACUGCUCUCUUUGCAGUUGCUUCCACCCUUGUAAACUGCACGAACAGCUAUGAUAAGGAGACUCCUGAUCCUCAGCUUCUGGAACUGGCCAAAUAUGCCAAACAGCACGUGCCAGAGGAACAUCCCAAGGAUAAACCCAAGUAUGUGCAGAAACGGAUUGGAAAACUGCUGAAGGCAGGAGUGGUGUCGGCACUAGUGUGUAUGACAAAGAAGGAUAGUCCAGCCCUGACAGAUUCCUGCAAAGAGAUGAUUGCACGUGUGUUCCUAGCUCUGGUAGAGACUCCAGAGGAUCGUGGAAUUGUGGUAGCUCAGGGUGGAGGGAAGGCUCUGAUUCCUCUGGCAUCAGAAGGCACAGAAGUUGGCAAGACCAAGGCAGCCCAGGCUUUGGCAAAGAUAACAAUCACCUCAAAUCCCGAGAUUGCCUUCCCUGGAGAGAGGGUUUAUGAGGUAAUCCGACCGUUGGUCAGCCUUUUACAUCUUGACCGUACUGGGUUGCAGAACUUUGAGUCACUGAUGGCAUUAACCAAUUUGGCCGGUAUUAGUGAGAGACUGCGGCAGAAGAUUAUUAAGGAAAAAGCCAUUCCAAUGAUUGAGAGUUACAUGUUUGAAGACCAUGAGAUGAUCCGACUGGCAGCUACUGAGUGUAUGUGCAACAUGGUCCUGAGUGAGGAGGUACAGAAUCUGUUCUCGGCCGAAGGGACAGAUCGUCUGAAACUGCUGGUGUUGUACAGUGGUGAAGAUGAUGAGAAGUUGAGGUGUGCAGCCGCCGGCGCUGUAGCCUUCUUAACGUCACUGCAGCCAAAACUCUGCACCAAAAUGACGCAGGUGACAAGCCACUGGUUGGAGAUCCUUCAAGCACUUGUGCUGAGCUCAAAUGUUGACCUGCAACACCGAGGGCUCGUCAUCACUCUCAACUUAAUGAAUGCAGAGCGGGAGCUUGCAGCUCUGCUCAUGGAGACGGAGAUGUUCGAAAUCUUGUCUGUUUUGAGCAGGGAUGGAGAUGAAAAGAAACGCAAGUUGUCAGCUGCUGCCCAGGAUUGUCUUACACGAGCAGUGGAGUACGGACUAAUAAAACCCACUGAGGAGGAGACCAGCCCUUAGUGAAAGCAAAUGUAGGACCUUCCAGAGACACAUGAACAAGCUUGCAGACAAAGAACACUCUCACUUUGUGAAACACUGUUGAUUACUAAUGUUUGGGUGUUAAACAAUUCUGCACAAUGUUUUUAUAUAUGGCAGUCUGUUGGAUCUUUCAGUUACACUAGUUUAUUGUGAGGGGUACCAACGAGAUGUAGCACCUUUAAUAUAUAAUGAAGUAUUGAAGAAAUUUAAUUCAGUGUCAAAAUCCUUCAGGAAAAAGAGCCGUUAUGGUUCGGAAUAUUUAUCAUAUUUUCCUUGUGCUCACCUCUGCAGCAGAUGUUAGCUUUUACUCAUCCUGUGGAUAGUUGAACCCUAUGAUCUGUAGCCCCAAUGACUCCCCCAUCGAUUUUGUAGAUGGGGUCAGUGACAGUCAGCAAACUAAUUGACUACAUAGGCUAUUGUAGACCAUGGCCUUGACCUGCUUCUGGUCUGGCUGGGGAAGCUGGGAUAGUUUGAGCAGCACCUUUCAGAGAUUUCUUGUUUAGGUCAUUGCAUUUUUAUUACAUCCACUGAAUAUUUUACACAUUGUCAAUUUGGCUUAGCUUGUAACAUUCAUUAUACUGGCUUUGAACUUCAAAUCACUAUGUGAAUAUCUACUGUGCAUUCCCACUGAGGAGUUCAACAAGAGUCUUAGUGAAAAGAACUCAGACUAUGAUUCAUCUUUGGAGUCCAUCUGAGAGCCAGUAUCUGAAUUUCACAACAGAAGCUGCUCCACAUGAAUAUUAAUCUUUUUAUGUGAAUGCGGACUUAGUAGCUUCCCAUAAACUAGUUGCCUGUAUGUGGUGAAAUGAUUAAUCUGUUUAAUUAUCAAAAUGAGCUUCAUCAACACUGUACAUCUUGCACAUUCACUGUUUUUCACACCAUCAAUCUUUGUUUUUAAUGUAACACAUUAGUUUUGAUGCUUUAUGUUCAGGUAACUAGAACGACUCAAAGAUUGGCAUGCGAGAUGUUGAUAAUGUCAUUUGCAGGCUAGUGUCUUUUAUAUUUAGGAUGGGAUGCAUGUGAAACAGACAGACAAGAGCAGCUUGUUCAUCAACAAGCCUAGUGGAUGAACCAACAGGGCUAAAUUGUUUUUCCCUUGCAUGACCUCUUGUCCAUUCCCCCAUCCAAUCCAAAUCCAAAUGGGUCCAUGAAAUGGUAUGGACCUGGUCUCAACAAAGACAUUUCUAGAUAAUAUAGUGUGUAUUCCAGAGUGGAAUUAAUGCAACUCCUUCUUAAAGAUGUGUAGAAAUCAUUAACUAUCCAUCCAGGUGGCAACUCCUAAACAUUUGCCCUUUAUUUGAAUUUGACUUGAUUUGCUUUUCUAUUGUCACAUGUACCUAGGUACAGGGAAGGGUUUUGCUUGUUGUACGGGCAGAUCAUAUCAUCAGAAGUGUGAUAACUGGGAGGAAGAAGCUGUUCUUGAAUCUAUUGGUAUGUGUGUUUAAGCUUUUAUACCUUUUGCCUGAUGGAAGAGGUUGGAAGAGAUUAGAAGAGAUUAGAAUGAGAGUGGGAGGGGUCUUUGAUUAUGUUGUCUGCCUUCCUACGGCAGAGAGAAAUAUAGAUAGAGUCAAUGGAUGGUGGGUUGGAUUGCAUAAUAGACACCUUCGAGCAGAUGGAACUUGAACCUGGGCCUCUUGACUCAGAGUUAGGACACAAAACCACGCCCUCCUUUCACUAGUUUUCACAGCAAUUUAAAAAUCACUAUCAUUGUAUAUAUUGGCCAAAUUAACACUCCUUAGGAGGCAGCAUAUUUUAAAGUAAUCAUAAGAAUUCAUAUGUUAUCUCGGUUCAAUUUGAUGAUUGUGCUCUGUAUGUAAUUCAACAUUUUUUUCUAUUUUACCAAAAUGUAAAUCCCUAUCGCUCUUUUUACAAGUCUUGUUUAUUAUGCUGUAAAGUGCAAAAAAAACACAAUACACGACUUCUAUGUACAUUCCUUCCUGUACCAAAGUACUGCUACAAUUCUAUAAAUAAUCAGCAAUAAAAUCACUUUUUGCA
Molecule: messenger RNA, 4867 nt
Organism: Stegostoma tigrinum
Lineage: Eukaryota; Metazoa; Chordata; Chondrichthyes; Orectolobiformes; Stegostomatidae
Product: protein unc-45 homolog A-like
Exons: 20
Coding region: 47-2854 (935 amino acids)
Molecular function (GO): Hsp90 protein binding
Source: RefSeq, a predicted model, not a curated record